Lycium barbarum (goji berry) is the source of this 396-nucleotide messenger RNA. RefSeq lists its product as uncharacterized. The record is from RefSeq and is a predicted model, not a curated record. Bases 1 to 396 code for a protein of 131 amino acids. The transcript is spliced from 2 exons. Lineage: Eukaryota; Viridiplantae; Streptophyta; Magnoliopsida; Solanales; Solanaceae.
AUGCCCAUUGAGACUUUUCCUUAUAAGCUGGUUUUUGGCAAGGCUUGCCAUCUGAUAGUUGAACUUGAAAAUAAAGCCUUGUGGGCUCUGAAAAAGUUAAACAUGGACUGGAAAGAAGUAACCAAGCAGUGGUUGUUUCAGAUGAAUGAAAUGGAUGAAUUUCGGUGCCAUGCCUAUGAAAGUUCGCGUCUGUACAAGGAGAAGAUGAAGCUGAAGCUUUUUUCGGGCAAGUUGAAAUCCCGGUGGUCUGGACCUUUCGAACUGGCGAGUGUUUCACCCAAUGGCUCAAUGGAUCUACGAACCAUGGAUGGGUCUCGAACAUUCAGAGUGAAUGGCCAGAGGGUGAAGCACUAUCAUUGGUGCAUUAAUGGGGAUAGGAUCGUUGAUAGACACUAG